AUGGAUACACCGCCUGUUUUGAAAUCAGCAUCAUCUGUUGAAACAAGUGUAACGAAAUUAUUGAUAUCAACAAAGCAGCUUUUACAAGUCCUAACUCAAUGGUCCAAAGGGAAAAGUUCUGAGAGGAAUGUUUCGGAUGUCUACGUUCAAUUGGGUAAUGACUUCAAGUUAGUUAGUCGGCAUUUCACCCAUGCUGGGGUAGAUAUAUCGGAUCUUGGAGACGUACCCAAGGAUUUGCGAAGGAUAUUAGAAGUUGCAUUAAGAGAGACUGCUUCUGAGGAUACACUGAAUAAGUAUCUUCCCCAAAUUAGGGAGAUAAUUGUAAGACUAUUAGAGAAGCUUAAAGUUAAACAGGCACUAAUAAAGUUAAAUAGAAACGAAGAUUCUACAAAAUUCCGCUACCAUCAGAAGCAAAGAUCAUCAGUGUCAUCAGUAGUAAGCAAUACUACAUCAUUGGCUGAUACCAGUCCAACUGUACGUUCAACUUCACUAGCAAAGCCUACGUCAAAGUCUUUGAAUGAACAGAAAUCUGCUCCUGUUUUAAGUUUAUCUGAGGCAUCGACAACAGAUAAGGAUCAAAAUUCCAUACAAUCUUCAACCGCUAAACCAGUCGGUGAACAAAAACAUUAUGAUACACUAGAAGUUCCGACUUCAAGUUCUGAAAGCGAUGCGCUUACUCAGUUAAAGAAGGGCAACAAUCUACAACGUAGAGCCUCCAAAAGAUUCUCUGCUUAUCACAUGGCAAAACUGGCGAAUCAAACAGCUGCUGAUCCAGCUAACUCCCCUUCGAGUAAGAGUCUCGCAAAGUCGACUAGCAUAAACCUAACUGAAAAUGAAAGUAACAAUACCAGAACUGACGAUCACGUUCGUUCGCGUGUUUCGUCUUCCGCAUCAGUUGAGCUACAUCCAUACAGUGGAGAGCAGGAAGCAUCAGGCUCUUUCGAUGAUAAUUCUAACCCAAAUGGCAGCCAUGAUAACAUUGUUAUAUUUUUGAAAGUUGGUAAUAAGGUGAAACGUUGUUUCACUAGUCCUAACCUUUCUUUCAAUAAGUUGCGGCUCUUAUUUGUCGAAAAGUUUGCCUACUCUCCUGGUGGUGAUAUAUUUCCGGAGAUAUACAUCAAGGAACCAAAGUACGAAGCUUUUUACGAAUUAGAAGAAAGCCAAUUGCACAAUAUUAAAGAUGGUAGUAUUUUCCAACUCCAGAUUCCAGCUCCAUCUUUGGAACAACAACUACAAAAAUUGAACGAAGUUGUUGUUGAAAAGCAAGCAACAUUCUUCGAAAACAUCAAGACACUGAUACAAGAAAUAUCUACGCAUCCUACUACACCAUCCAAUCACACAUCUGGUAUUAUUAAUCAAACGAAGUCUUCGGAUUCUUCUACCGUUGUUGAUGUGGAUCAUCAUCAAGAAAUUGCCCAGAUCAAACACGAAAUGACUAUUUUAAAGCAAAUUCAUUCCAGUCAGAAAAAAACUUUGGAGAACACAAUUACUGACAUUUCAGAGAAGUUGCAAAAGUUUCAAAGUUUGUCUGUCACCACUGGUAAAUCCGCUAAUAGGGAUUAUAUGGAAAAAUCGCAAUCAAAACUUUCUGAAGUUUCUGAUAAUCUCUUAAGCAAAGUGGACGACCUGCAGGACGUUAUAGAAGCCUUAAGAAAGGAUGUGGCAAUCAGAGGUGCUAGACCACCAAAGAAAAAGAUUGAAAAUGUCUCUUUGGAUCUAGAAUCGGCUAAGAAUGAUUUGGAACGCAUGUCAAAGUACAUCGAAGUUGAAAAGCCAAAUUGGAAAACAAUCUGGGAAGCUGAGCUUGAUAGAGUUUGUGAAGAACAACAAUUCAUGACUUUACAAGAAGACUUAGUUUUCGAUUUACAAGAAGACUUGAAAAAAGUAUUGGAAACCUUCGAGCUCGUAAAAAUGUGCUGCGAACAGCAAGAAAAGGCACCUAAAAAGAAUAAAGGGAAUCCGAUACUUCCCAUCGCAAAGCCAGGAACAUUUAACAUGAUCAGAGACCAAGUAUUAUAUGAAGUCCAGAGUUUAAACCCUGAUCACGAUAGCAGGGUAGAAGCUAUCAAGAAAGCUGAAAAACUCAGAGAGAGAGAGAGAGAAUACAGGGAGAAUGAGGCUUUCGAAGAUGAGUUAGGAAACUUUGUUGAAAAGGGAAAUUUCAAGAAGGCAGGUGGAAUAGAGGAGAUUGAAAAACUAAGAAAGCAGAAAGAUGAAGAAAAUUUACGUAUGAACUUUGGAAUGCUCUAA
Molecule: messenger RNA, 2250 nt
Organism: Kluyveromyces marxianus DMKU3-1042
Lineage: Eukaryota; Fungi; Ascomycota; Saccharomycetes; Saccharomycetales; Saccharomycetaceae
Gene: BUD6
Product: formin-mediated actin nucleation enhancer
Exons: 1
Coding region: 1-2250 (749 amino acids)
Biological process (GO): establishment of cell polarity
Cellular component (GO): cytoplasm; cell tip
Molecular function (GO): cytoskeletal regulatory protein binding
Source: RefSeq, a predicted model, not a curated record